AUGUUCACGUCGACAAUGGCGCCGAUAUUGCUCGGCGCGCUCCUCGACAACGAUACUCUGACGACGACGACGAGCGCAUCUCCAGCGAACGCCAUCGUUGACUAUGUGAAGCGGGUGAAGAGCAUUUAUCAGUGGCUCAUUCCCUUGAUGAUCAUCAUUCUUCUGGUGAGUUCUGACGGGUUCAGCUGAGAAAACGGGGUGGAAAUAGCCGGCAAUUUAAGCUGUCAGGAUGCGAAAACAAGUCCUAGUUCAUUUUUACUUACUUCGUAUGAUGUGAAGACGUGUGUUGACAGAGCUGUUUCCGAGUAUUCGGAGAUAGAGGAAAAUGUGUACAUAAACUGUGAACAAUUGGGAGUGUGGAUGAAUUUGAAGAGAGUAAAUCGCGCGUGGGAUAAUGAUGAGCAUGGAGUAAAAUGCCUGAAUUGAUUAACAGAAAAGAGGGUUCUAUGAGCAGAAACAUUCCAGAUGGCCAUCCUCGGAAACGGUCUCAUCGUUCUCUCCUCUCCGUGGCUCUCUUCCCCAGUCUCCCCGUACCUCAAGCUCUGCAUUUCUCUUGCUGCAGCCGAUAUGUGGGCAGCCACACUUCUCAUAAGUGGUGAGAUUUGCACUGGACCCACAUCCCCAAUGACUUCCGCAAUUUUUCCAGGUCUUAUUGUCAACUCGUACCUCCCAGUCGUGUUUGGAUAUCGGAAAACGUCGCACUGCUGGGACGCCUUUUUGGAAAUGUUCCGGAUAUCGGGAAUGCUCACUUCUGACAUGCACCUCUUCGCCCUGGCAAUCAAUCAGUUCCUCGGCACUAUGUACCCAUUGAAAUACAAGGUAUUUGUGAUUUUUGGUUUAUUUAUUUCCCCUUAACAGUAAGAACGCUCCAGAUAAUGGUGACCACUCGCCGUCUUCGUUACAUCGUUUUCUGUCUCUGGGUCGUUCCGCUCAUAUUCGUUUUCGGAUGGUUUGUGGCGAAUGAGGACGACGGACUGCGGCACGAGUACUGCCAAUUCAAGUUCUACAACAGAUUCCCGUUCCGGAUAACCAUCUUCCUCAUCUUCAUGCUUCCGCUCAUCUCAACUCUCGUCAUUUACGGAGCCAUUCUUGUGAAACUUCUGAAAGCGAAAGUGGAGUUUGAAACGUACUGCAGCGACCGAAGACUCGAGAUCAGCAGUACCAAGACACCGUGAGUCCCAUUUUAGAAUUUAAAUAAUCUUCUCAUGUUUGCAGAGCCACCAGAAGUUACAGCGCUCGGUCGACGAAUGUGUACUCGAAACUGAAAUUGGUCUGGACGACCCUUCUGAUCGUGUCCACGUUCUCCCUGUCUUGGGGACUGUGCGUGCUCUAUUUCGUGAUGGUCUGUGCGGAUGGAUGCAUGCUCAUCUACCGGGAGAACAUCGGACUCUACAUGAGUCUCUUCCUCAACUCAACUGUGAAUAUCUUGGUUAGUUCCUAUCUAAACUUCCCUUUCUCAACUUCCCUUUAUCUUCAGGUAAUGCUGAAAUUGGCGUCCAAUCCGUUCAUCUACACUCUUCGCAUCAAAGCGAUCCGCUGUUCGGUCGACCACUUCAUGAACAGAAUCCGUGGGCGUCCGUACGAAUCCAAAAACUACCUCCACAGUUUGGUUCCCACGACGACCAUAGAACCGACUGCAAUCUGA
This is a messenger RNA of Caenorhabditis sp. 36 PRJEB53466, 1645 nucleotides long. NCBI's taxonomy places the organism in Eukaryota, Metazoa, Nematoda, Chromadorea, Rhabditida, Rhabditidae. The record is from the annotation of a GenBank genome assembly.